Molecule: messenger RNA, 1679 nt
Organism: Striga asiatica
Lineage: Eukaryota; Viridiplantae; Streptophyta; Magnoliopsida; Lamiales; Orobanchaceae
Source: the annotation of a GenBank genome assembly
AGGCUUCCCGCUGCUUCGGAAAAAGGCGGAGAUGUCUGGUUUUUAAUUCCUUUAUUUGCUUUAGGUAAAACAAAAUUGUUUACCAUUCAAAGAUGGACAUGAUAAACCAAUCCUCUGCUUUAGGUAAUGAAAUUGUUUACCAUUCAAAUUCAAAGAUGGAGAUGAUAUAUCUCUUUUCGAGCGAAAAGGGCUUGCAAGAGGUACAAGAGGAUAACGAAAUCAAUUCAAAGAUGGAGAUGAUAAAUCUCUUUUCCAACGAAAAGGGCUUGCAAGAGUUUUCUUUUUCUUCUUGCUCUAACCAAAACAACCUCGCUUCAACCUUUAGAAAAACUGUUUACAUGGAUAUGAUGAAUCAAAAGGGCUUGCAAAAGUGUGUUAAGAGAUACCAUGGUGAUAAUCUUAUAAGUCGAUUACCCGAUGACAUUCUCCUUGCUAUCCUAUCUUUCCUCCCAUUGAAAGAAGUUGGGCGAACAAGUGUUCUUUCAUCUCGUUGGAAAAACCUGUGGAGUUACAUCUCACAUCUCAACUUUGAUGACUAUAGUUCGAUGGAGAAGAUUAUGCGGGCUUCAGAAUUUCACACUGUCAGUGUUGAGAGGGAAAAGUAUGUAAAGUGGGUGGAUUCGGUUCUCCAAUCACACCGAGGCUCCACCGUGAAAGAAUUAAGAAUAUGCUUUAGUUUAGUCAAAUCAGCCACAAAUUCAAUUACCAAGUGGCUUGAAUUUGCUUUUGAGAGGCACACCGAAAAGUUGGAGUUGAACCUUUCAGAAGGUGACUUGAUUCAUGCCCAAGAUAAAACGUACGUGUUUCCUCAAGAGUUAUGCAGUUCAGACGGUCCUUACAAAUCUAGUAGACUUUUCAACUGUAAGUCCAUAAAAAUGUUGUCCUUGGGCUGUAUUCAAGUCUCUGGUGAAACUAUUGAGUUUUUCUUACGUGGCUGCCCACUGCUCGAGCAGUUAAAUGUCCGUGCCUCCAAAUAUUUGACACGUCUUGAAGUUUGCGGACCAUCCCUUGUAUUAAAGCAUUUGGAGAUAUGGGAUUGCACUUAUUUAAAAUCCUUAAGAAUUUCUGCUCCGAAACUAUCUUCACUUAGACUUGAUAAAAUAGAAGGCCUCUUGCUUGAGGACGUUCCAAUGCUUGCUAGUGUUUAUGUGACCUACGCGGAUUCUUUGAUUCCUUCUAUAUAUGUAGAGAGAUUAAUUUCUACAUUACUUUGCCGUCUUUCCCAAUUGGAGAUUCUCACCUUUGACAUUUAUUGUCGGAAGGAGCUUUUAUUGAUGCUCAAAUUCCCCCUGAUGCCUAAACUUAAGAAGUUGGUCAUCAUUGAAGGUUUACGUGGUGUGGACUCGAGUCUUCUCGGCCUAGCUAAUUUUAUCACUGCAUCUCCCAACCUGCAAGAAUUUGAGUUAAAGCAAAGGUGGCAUAAAGUUGAAAGGUCAAACAACGAGAUUCAAAAGGAAUUGAAGCACUCCCCACUGCACCAGCAUCUGAAUGUUUUUCGUUUUUUAGGUUAUUAUGGUUGCCCGAGUGACGUUGAAUUAGUCAACUACUUGUUGGAGAACUGUGUCGCGCUUAAGGAAAUCAUUGUUGAUACCCAAACUCAGCUACGUUUGGCCUACGAUCCACUUGAUUCUGAACAAUUAGAAUUGGCUGAAAUAGCAAAGGGUCACGCCAAACAGUAG